AUGGAAGACCGCCAAUCCCUCUCUCUCCCUCUCCUUCCCGGCACCAGCGCCGCCGCCACACCCACUUCUCCCAACCAAUCCCCCUUCCUCUCCAACCACGCCGUCGCCGUCCGCCUCCUUCUCGUCGCCUUCAUCGGGAUCACUUCACUCUGGGCCAAUCACGAAGCCUCAAAAGGCUUCGACAUCACCAUUCUCAACAACGCCAAAGGCUCCCCCGCCGGUCAACGCUUCGAUCUCUUCUACGUCUCCAAUGACGAAGCCACGCGCCUGAUCCUCAACGCGAGUAACUUCGUCGAGAAUCUGAUCUACCCUUCUCAAACCUUUCCAAAGAAGAAGGUUAAGAGCGUGCAUCUCACUCUCUCCCUCCGCGAUCUCCCUUCUAAUGUCGCCGUCGAGCAUCUCGACGGCGGAGUCGACUUUGUCGUUUAUUUGAGCCCUUCGAUUUUCAACGAUAGAAACGUGAAUCACGCCAUGUCCGCUGCGAUUCUCAGAGGGAUUUCACGCGUGUGGCUGUGGAAUGGAGAGGGCUACGCGCCGCCUUCGCUUCUCGCCGGAAUGGUCGAGCACAUAACCGCAUCGGCCGGAUUUGUCGAGAAGAAAUAUUCGGGUGGGGUCGUUACCACGUUGAUGGCAUGUGAUCCCAUGUGGUGGAAGGAUAAGGACCCUACAGAGGUCGCAAUUUUUCUCGAAUAUCAAGAGAGACAGCAGAAGGGUUUCAUCCAACGGUUGAAUCAAGAAUUGAAGUCCAGGUGGCAGGAUCGGACGGUGGAGAAUGCGGUGGGUAUGCCAGGCGAGCGCCAAUGCGAUUCGUUCAAUUCUUCCGGAAUAAGGGUAUAG
Cucurbita pepo subsp. pepo (vegetable marrow) is the source of this 837-nucleotide messenger RNA. RefSeq lists its product as uncharacterized. NCBI's taxonomy places the organism in Eukaryota, Viridiplantae, Streptophyta, Magnoliopsida, Cucurbitales, Cucurbitaceae. The record is from RefSeq and is a predicted model, not a curated record.